Calypte anna (Anna's hummingbird) is the source of this 1084-nucleotide messenger RNA. RefSeq names its product growth differentiation factor 11 (gene GDF11). Gene Ontology annotation, biological process: SMAD protein signal transduction. The annotation marks the transcript as partial. Gene Ontology annotation, molecular function: cytokine activity; growth factor activity. Gene Ontology annotation, cellular component: extracellular region. The transcript is spliced from 2 exons. The record is from RefSeq and is a predicted model, not a curated record. Lineage: Eukaryota; Metazoa; Chordata; Aves; Apodiformes; Trochilidae.
GCAGCGGACCCGGCGGUGCAGAUCGAGGGCAACCCCCACUGCUGCUUCUUCAACUUCAGCCCCAAGAUCAUGUUCACCAAGGUGGUGAAGGCUCAGCUCUGGGUCUACCUCCGGCCCGUCCAGCACACGGCCACCGUUUACCUGCAGAUCCUGAGGCUGAAGCCGGUGACGGAGGAAGGAAGUCGCCACAUCCGCAUCCGUUCCCUCAAAAUCGACCUCAAUUCCCGGCUGGGCCACUGGCAGAGCAUCGACUUCAAGCACGUGCUGCAGAACUGGUUCAAGCAGCCCCAAAACAAUUGGGGUAUCGAGAUCAACGCCUUCGACCCCAACGGCAACGAUUUGGCUGUCACCUCCCUGGGACCCGGGGCUGAAGGGCUGCACCCUUUCAUGGAGCUGCGGGUGCUGGAGAACAACAAACGCUCCCGGAGGAACCUGGGUCUGGACUGCGACGAGCACUCGACCGAAUCGCGCUGCUGCCGCUACCCCCUGACCGUCGACUUCGAGGCCUUCGGGUGGGACUGGAUCAUCGCCCCCAAGAGAUACAAAGCCAACUACUGCUCGGGGCAGUGCGAGUACAUGUUCAUGCAGAAGUACCCCCACACCCACCUGGUGCAGCAGGCCAACCCCCGGGGCUCGGCGGGGCCCUGCUGCACCCCCACCAAGAUGUCCCCCAUCAACAUGCUCUACUUCAACGACAAGCAGCAGAUCAUCUACGGCAAGAUCCCUGGCAUGGUGGUGGACAGAUGUGGCUGCUCGUAGAGCCCGGCCGGUGCCACCCCCCCUGCACCCCCCUCCCCCGCCGCCAGCACGACCCUUCUUUUUUUUUUCUUUUUUUUUUUCUUUUUUUUUGGUUGCUUUUUCAUUUUUUUUUUAAUUAUUAUUAUUAUUUGUUGGUUUUCCCAAACAAAUCACGACAAAGACCAAGCGUUGGAAUCCCCCACGGCCAUCGGGGAAAGACAGAGAGAGAGAGAGAGAGAGAGAGAGGGGAGGGGGGGUGCUCAAAAAAAAAAAAAAAAAAAAAAAGAAAAAAAGAAAAUCCCACGGAGAAAACCUGCACCGCCCCCACGCUUCCACACGCAUUGUG